GGAAACUAAGCGAUGAUGUUUGUACAAAAUCGAAACCCUCCCAUACCAUUUCAUCCGCCAACGAUAUCAACCAUGUCCGUUCCGAGAUCAACACCGGCUGCGGCUCUACUCAACUUGCUUCUCAUCCUCCUCCUCCGUGUCGGCCCAAUCCCAUCACUUGCCUGGAAACCCCACAUCAUCAACUUCCGAUCCCCAAAUCUCUACCCUGAAUCCUUUGCCUGGGACUCAUCCGCCCAGCACUUCCUCGUCGGCUCCCUCCACCAACGCUCCAUCCACUCCGUCUCCGAUGCUGGAGUUACUGAAACGGCCAUCUCAGAUCCCUCCCUACCUGAAAACACCUUAAUCUUAGGUCUCGCCGUUGACUCCAAAGCUAACCGCGUUCUCGCCGUCAUCCGCUCUCUAAACCCACUAUCUCCGUUCAACGCCCUUGCUUCCUACGACCUCCGCAGUCGCAAACGUCUUUUUCUCGCCAACCUCCCUAACGAUGAUAGCAUCACAACCACUCUCCCGGGGGCGAAUGACGUGGCGGUAGAUUUUAAGGGGAACGCAUACGUCACCAACUCCGCCGGUAAUUUCAUCUGGAAAGUGAAUUCUCAAGGAGAGGUGUCGAUCUUCUCCAAAUCCGCUCUUUUCACCCGUUAUCCGGUGGUUGCCGACUCGUUCAAGGACUGCGGGCUCAACGGCGUUGUCUACAUAAGCAAGGGUUACUUGCUGGUGGUGCAAUCCAACACUGGCAAGAUGUUCAAGGUCGACUCAGAUGACGGCACUGUCAGGGAGGUAUUGUUGACUGAGAAUUUGGUUUUGGCAGAUGGGAUCUCUGUACGAAGAGACGGCGUCGUUUUGGUAGUUUCCCCGAAAAAACACUGGUUUUUGAAGAGUCAGGAUAGUUGGAGUGAGGGAGUAGUAUAUGACAAGAUUGAGCUUGAUGAGGAGAGAUUUCCAACCUCAGUAACAAUGGCAGGUGAAGAUAGGAUCUAUGUGUUAUAUGGGAGUGUGGAGGAGGGUAUAAGUGGGAAAGUCGAGAGGGAAAUUUUCAGCAUAGAAGAGUUGAGAUCAGAGAAGGAGAAUAAGGAGGAGAAUGUUUGGAUAUUGGUUUUGGUGGGAUUGGGUUUGGCUUAUUUCUUCUUCUGGAGGUUUCAGAUGAAACAACUGGUUAAGAACAUGGACAAGAAAACCAACUAAUUGGUUCUGUAUUCUAUUUCAGCUGGGUGUCUUUGCUGCCCAAUUUGAGUGGGAAAUGGAGCACAGAGAGUUGAAUGCGUUUACUGGACUAUUUAGUAUUUACCAGGAAAGAUGAAAGAAGAAACUAUGUUGAUUCAACGGAUGAUGUAUGAUGCUUCACAGUACUGAAAAUCUCCUCUUGGACCUUCAUGUCUCAAGUCUCAAUCAACAAAGUACCUAUAUGUUGUUAGAGAAAAGUACCACAGAAGCCUAUGUACUUUACAAAAUGGUUUUGUUGAUCAAGCCUUCUUACUUUUUUCGGUUUUGAUUUCUGUGAAGUAGAUUAAUUAAAUUUUGAAGGUAGAUUACUUGAAUUCACUGUAUUUAGGGU
Messenger RNA from Tripterygium wilfordii, 1552 nucleotides. RefSeq lists its product as uncharacterized. The record is from RefSeq and is a predicted model, not a curated record. Lineage: Eukaryota; Viridiplantae; Streptophyta; Magnoliopsida; Celastrales; Celastraceae. Gene Ontology annotation, cellular component: endoplasmic reticulum. The transcript is spliced from 2 exons. Bases 13 to 1182 code for a protein of 389 amino acids.